CACCCUUCUCCCUCCCCUUCUCGGAGCUGAGUGCUGUUUUUGUUGUUGGUGAAAGGUGAGGGGACAGCUGAUCCGUCUGUGGGGAGGGCAGCCAUCUCAGGGCCAGAAUGGAAGAAUCAUCGCUAAGCCGGGCACCAUCCCGGGGUGGAGUCAACUUUCUGAAUGUAGCCCGGACCUACAUCCCCAACACCAAGGUGGAGUGUCACUACACGCUCCCCCCAGGCACUGUGCCCAGUGCCAGCGACUGGAUUGGCAUCUUCAAGGUGGAGGCUGCCUGUGUCCGGGAUUACCACACAUUCGUGUGGUCUUCGGUGCCUGAAAGUGCAACUGAUGGUUCCCCCAUCCAUGCCAGUGUCCAGUUCCAAGCCAGCUACCUGCCCAAACCCGGAGCCCAGCUCUACCAGUUCCGGUACGUGAAUCGCCAGGGCCGGGUGUGUGGGCAGAGCCCCCCUUUCCAGUUCCGAGAGCCACGGCCCAUGGAUGAACUGGUGACCCUGGAGGAGACUGACGGCGGCUCUGACAUCCUGCUGGUUGUUCCCAAGGCAACUGUGCUGCAGAACCAGCUGGAUGAGAGCCAGCAAGAGAGGAAUGACCUGAUGCAGCUGAAGCUGCAGCUGGAGGGGCAGGUGACAGAGCUGAGGAGUCGAGUACAGGAGCUCGAGACGGCUCUGGCAUCCUCCAGGCAGGAGCACAUGGCGCUGAAGGAGCAGUACAAGGGGCUUUCCCGGUCCCACGGGGAGCUCACAGAAGAGAGGGACAUCCUGAGCCGGCAACAGGGAGACCACGUGGCCCGCAUCCUGGAGCUGGAAGAUGACAUCCAGACUAUCAGUGAGAAGGUGCUGACGAAAGAGGUGGAGCUGGACAGGGUUAGAGACAUGGUGAAGGCCCUGACUCGGGAACAAGAGAAGCUCCUUGGGCAGCUGAAGGAAGUGCAGGCAGACAAGGAGCAAAGCGAGGCUGAGCUCCAGGUGGCACAGCAGGAGAACUGUCGCUUGAAUUUGGAGCUACAGGAGGCCAGGGGCCGGCAGGAGGAGCAGAGUGCUCAGGCCCAGCGACUGAAGGACAAGAUGGCCCAGAUGAAGGACACCCUCGGCCAGGCCCAGCAGCGGGUGGCUGAGCUGGAGCCCCUGAAGGAGCAGCUUCGAGGGGCCCAGGAGCUUGCAGCCUCGAGCCAGCAGAAAGCCGCCCUUCUUGGGGAGGAGCUGGCCAGCGCAGCAGGAGCCAGGGACCGCACCAUAGCCGAGCUGCACCGCAGCCGCCUGGAGGUGGCUGGAGUCAACGGCAGGCUGGCUGAGCUCAGUCUGCACUUGAAGCAGGAAAAAAGCCUGUGGAGCAAGGAGCGGGCGGGGCUGCUGCAGAGUGUAGAGGCUGAGAAGGACAAGAUCCUAAAGCUGAGUGCAGAGAUACUUCGACUGGAAAAGGCAGUACAGGAGGAGAAGACCCAGAACCAAGUGUUCAAGACUGAACUGGCCCAGGAAAAGGACUCUAGCCUGGUGCAGUUGUCAGAGAGUAGGCGGGAGCUGGCAGAGCUGCGGUCAGCCCUGCGCGUGCUCCAGAAGGAAAAGGAGCAGCUCCAGGAGGAGAAGCAGGAACUGCUAGAGUACAUGAGAAAGCUGGAGGCCCGCCUGGAGAAGGUGGCAGACGAGAAGUGGAAUGAGGACCCAGCCACAGAGGAUGAGGAGGCCACUGCGGGGCUGCGCUGCCCAGCGGCUCUGACAGACUCAGAGGAUGAGUCUCCAGAAGACAUGAGGCUCCCGCCCUAUGGUCUGUGUGAGCGUGGAGACCUGGCCUCCUCCCCUGCCACAGGGCCACGAGAGGCUUCUCCCCUAGUUGUCAUCAGCCAGCCGGCCCCCAUCGCUCCCCACCUCUCAGGACCAGCUGAGGACAGUAGCUCUGACUCUGAGGCUGAAGAUGAGAAGUCAGUCCUGAUGGCAGCUGUGCAGAGUGGUGGUGAGGAGGCCAACCUGCUACUUCCGGAACUGGGCAAUGCCUUCUAUGACAUGGCCAGUGGCUUUGCGGUGGGCCCCUUGUCAGAGGCCAGCACUGGGGGCCCUACCACCCCCCCAUGGAAGGAGUGUCCUAUUUGUAAGGAGCGCUUCCCAGCCGAGAGUGAUAAGGAUGCCCUGGAGGACCACGUGGAUGGACACUUCUUUUUCAGCACCCAAGACCCCUUUACCUUUGAAUGAUCCCACCCCCGCACCCCCAGUACACACACAAA
Messenger RNA from Kogia breviceps (pygmy sperm whale), 2218 nucleotides. It is a transcript of the gene CALCOCO1, whose product is annotated as calcium binding and coiled-coil domain 1. Lineage: Eukaryota; Metazoa; Chordata; Mammalia; Artiodactyla; Physeteridae. Gene Ontology annotation, molecular function: transcription coactivator activity. The record is from RefSeq and is a predicted model, not a curated record. Gene Ontology annotation, biological process: positive regulation of transcription by RNA polymerase II.